AUGGCGAUGCGGAGGAGGCUGCCGCAGUUCCAGGCCCUCCUCGCGCAGCAAGCCCUCCGCAGCGCCUUCCCAAAACCCAGACCCCUACCCAGCCCCCACAGCCGCCUCCUCCACUGCCCCUCCACGCCAGCAGCCGCCUCCAGCUCCCCGCUGUCCCACUCCCACCCCCUCUGGCGUAGCCCAGCCAGCGCCGGUACGCUCCUGCCGGUUAGCGCGGCGGCCGUUGCGGCGGCCGCCCGGGCCGCCGCCAAGCGGUGGCUGACCGCGCGCGCCGCCGGGUCGCUCGAGCUCUUCUCGCUGCAGCGGAGGAGGUCCUCGGACUUGCUCUCUUCGUCCUCCACAUUCCUCCGCCGCGUACCCUGGGGGCGCUGGCUACCAUCAGCAGACGGGAUGGUGUUGAUGCUUAUGGGCGCGAAUGUGGCCGUCUACAUGCUCUGGCACAUGGCCAGUCCGGAUUUCAUGAAGGAACAUUUCUCGAUUUCGCUGGACAAUCUCAAGAGCGGGCGGUUGCACACAUUGCUCACUAAUGCCUUCAGCCACUAUGACUCAGGUCACCUCUUCGGCAAUAUGAUGAGUCUCUACUUCUUCGGUUCAAGUAUUUCGAGCACGUUUGGCCCUGCUUUUUUGUUGAAGCUGUACAUAGCAGGAGCACUUGUUGGAUCCACAUUCUUCUUGGUAGAUAAGGCUUUUAUAGCUCCAAGGAGACAGGUUCAUGCAGGAUGGAACAUGUUAAGAAGUAACGCGCUUGGUGCAAGUGCUGCAGUUAAUGCCAUUGUGCUUCUUCACAUUUUUCUCAAACCAAAGGGACUAAUCUACCUUUACAUGAUCAUUCCUGUUCCAGCUGCCUUAGUGGGGGUUGCUUGGAUUGGUCUUGAUUUGUGGAGGGUGAACAAGGGUCAGGGUCAGACAUCAGGUGCUUCUCAUUUAGGGGGUACCCUAGUGGCUGCUCUUGUGUGGGCUCGAAUUAGGAAGGGCUGGAUCUGA
Triticum turgidum subsp. durum (durum wheat) is the source of this 984-nucleotide messenger RNA. The record is from the annotation of a GenBank genome assembly. Lineage: Eukaryota; Viridiplantae; Streptophyta; Magnoliopsida; Poales; Poaceae.